CUGAACCACAACCAACCGCAAAAAAGUAUAUCUACUUAGUUGAAAACGUUGGCCUGGAAGUAGUAUUGUCUUAGUGUCUACGUACGUCGCGAUGGAAGACAACGGUCUUCACUGUGAAACAGACGAUUCAGAUUGUGCGGAUAACGAUGAUGAACCCUUUGAUCUGGACGACUUCCUACCAGCAAUUGGAGAAUUCGGGAAAUAUCAGAAACUUUUGGUUUUUGGAAUAUGUCUACCAGCUUGUAUUCCUUGUGGAUUUUGUGCAUUCAAUCAACUUUUUAUGUCUGAUGCACCUGACGAUUAUUGGUGUAAGGUUCCCGAAUUGUUGGAUCUUCCUUUGGAGCAAAGAAAGUUCUUGGCUAUACCUCAGAUUGUGGAAGACGGAGUUAAAGAGUUCAGUAAAUGCACUCGCUACUCAGUCAAUUGGUAUGACAUACUCAAAGGUGCUAACAUAAGCAGUCUAGCUCCCAAUCCAUCUUGGUCAGUUGAAAAAUGUCUUGAAGGCUGGGAAUAUAAUUUGACAACAGUUCAAUCAUCUAUUGUUAUAGAUUUCGAUUUAGUAUGCGACCAAGACAUCUAUCCAACAAUUGGUUUGGCAGCCUUGAACACCGGUGGACCAGUUGGGGUUUAUUUAUUUGGUCUGCUAAAUGACAGAGCCGGCCGCAGACUAUCUUAUUUCACAUGUCUUGGCACAAUGCUUGUGGGCUCAUUGCUCACAUCGAUUAGCACAGAUUUCUGGAUGUGGGCAUUUAGUCGGGUUAUAGUUGGAUUAACUAUUCCAGCUGUGUAUCAAAUUCCAUUUAUUAUAUCCCUGGAGCUGGUGGGACCGAAUUAUAGAUCGUUUGUAACGGUCAUGACGUGCACCUUUUAUACCUGCGGCAUUAUGAUGUUAGCUGGUGUGACUUACAUGAUUCGGGAUUGGGUUAAAUUGUCAUAUUAUACUUCAAUGCCAUUUUUAGCGUAUUUCUUGUAUUUAUUUGUUAUGCCAGAAUCUCCAAGAUGGCUGCUAAUGCGUGGUCGUUUGGAGGAAGCUUUGACAAUUUUGAAAGAGAUGGCACGAGUGAAUGAGAAACAAUUCCCGCAGGCUUUUAAAACCAAGCUAGAAGCACGAAUAUUGCGUGAGAAGUUCAAGACAAAAAAGAAACAGAAAAAUGUUGGAGUUUUCGACCUUUGCAGAACCCCAAAUAUGCGAUUGAAAACGAUCCUUAUAACUUUGAGCUGGUUUGCCAAUGAAACAGUUUACUUGGGCCUCAGCUAUUACGGACCAUCGCUGGGAAGUAAUCAAUAUUUGAGCUUUUUACUUUCGGCUGUUGUGGAGAUUCCCAGCUAUUUGUGUUGUUGGGUUCUAAUGGACAAAUGGGGUCGUCGUUGGCCACUUAGCUUAUCGAUGUUUUUGGGUGGUGUUUUUUGUGUGAUUACAGUUUUGAUUCCUGACGAUGCUGUCACUGAAACUUUAGUACUCUUUCUAGUCUCAAAAGCAAUGUUAUCGGCUUCGUUUUUAAUUAUUUAUCCAUUUGCUGGGGAGUUAUAUCCGACUCAGGUGCGUGGUAUUGGUAUUGGAGCAUCAAGCUACAUUGGAGGUCUGGGAUUGAUUGUGAUUCCAUUCGUGACAUAUUUGGGCAAAGAAAACCUCAAAUUGCCAUUGGUGAUAAUGGGUUUUGUAUCAAUGUUGGGAGGACUAACGAGUUUGAGACUUCCUGAGACCUUGCAUAGUCGUCUUCCAAACACUCUAGAAGAAGGUGAAGAAUUCGGAAAAGAAUGGACAAUGCACGAUUGCUUGCAUUGUCUUCCAAUGAAAGGUCCUCCAUCUCAACAAGCAUCUUAUGAAAAUUUGGAUAUAACCUCGAACGCAUCGGAUGCUGCACUUAAUUUGAACGAUACCGCUAGUGGCAGUGAUUUGCCAGGUCGAUCAACUGAUAUUGGACUUUCGGAGCGCACACCUCUAGAUAUUAAUCGGCCAAGGAGGUCUUCAAUGAAACGAAUUGUUCGUCAAAUGAGUGUUAUGGAUACACAAAAAUCACAUGAUGGUAGUAUUCAAUUAACUUAUUGGUUCUGACUACUAAAUAAAAUAAAUGAAGAUAGUUUUUGAGAAGGUAAUAUAUUUAUUGCGAUCAGUGAUGAUUUUAUUAAAUACUCGUAGGUAAUAUUAUGAUGGUUAAAGUUCUGUGUCAGUAUUUUAUUUGUUUAAAUUAUAGGAAAACUUUAAGUUUAAAUAAAUUUUAGAAACAUGUAAUAAAUAUUAUUUUUUAAAACAAA
Eupeodes corollae is the source of this 2256-nucleotide messenger RNA. RefSeq names its product carcinine transporter. The record is from RefSeq and is a predicted model, not a curated record. Gene Ontology annotation, biological process: transmembrane transport. Lineage: Eukaryota; Metazoa; Arthropoda; Insecta; Diptera; Syrphidae. Gene Ontology annotation, cellular component: membrane. The transcript is spliced from 8 exons. The coding region runs from base 92 to 2056 and encodes 654 amino acids. Gene Ontology annotation, molecular function: transmembrane transporter activity.